AUGAGGACGUCGAACUGCGGUGAAUCGGCGUCGACAUGCGUUGUAUGUUUAGCUAAACGAGACCCGUUUUGUGGAUGGUGUGUGAAGAAUAGCAUUUGUACUGAAGAGGACACUUGCGAGCGAGUUUUGCCAAAAACUAGCAGCGGCUGGUUGGAUUUUCAGAACAACCGCUGUCCAAACAUAAAGGGCGUUCUUCCUGACAAAAUUCAGAUAACAACUGCUGACUUUCUCAAUGUAAGUCUGGAGAACAUGGGCGACAUAAAGGGUCGUUUACAGUGUUCUUUUCGUUUCCCUGAUGGAAGAAUUUUAAACAGUGAGCCGGCCAGACAAGAUCCUCAUGAUGGAACGCUACGAUGUGCAACGCCACCUAUAAACCGCAUACCGAUGAUACCAGCGAACAGUUCCUAUCAUUUGGCUACUUUGAGCAUUGUAGCAGAAGGUCGCAUCACUCCUAUUGCCUCCACGAACUUCUCUUUCUAUGAUUGUAGUCGCUACACUACGUGUUCGCAAUGUGCGAAGAGCGAAUUUCCAUGUGACUGGUGUCUGGAGUCGAAUGAAUGUGUAGCUGGUAAACUAACGGAGGACAAGUGUCGCAAGCAGCACAUCGUCAACGGCUUAAAUCGAGGCGGUCACUCACGUCGAAAAGGCCCACAAAAAUGUCCUCAUAUCGUAGCGCCUCAGACGAUACUAUAUGUAGCAGCUGGUGAAAGGCGAAAUAUCUCAGUAAAGGUGCAAAAUCUUGACCCAAUAUUCAUGGUGGAUUUUCGGUGUCAGUUUCGCUUGGAAGGCAUUGAACAUGAGAAGCCAGCUGUAAAGACUUUUGAUGAUAACAUAAUGUGUGAAGAAAUGCAUUUCGAUUAUUACGGUAUUGGAAUUUCGGGUGGAACAGCUGCAGUAGAGUUUAAUGUGCUAUGGUCAUCAAGCGAUUCCUUGAGGAAGCACAGAUUGGAUAAUCUCAGUGGAGUUGCAGUAGAGGUGUACAAAUGUGAGGCAUUGGCAUCAAAUUGCGGCCGAUGUCUGACGUUAGAUGUGUCGAAGUAUGAUUGUGGGUGGUGUGUACCAGAAUCACGAUGCGUUCGACCGCAAACUUGUCUGGUAAAAUCAUCGCAAGACUGGUUGAAUAGCACACAACUUUGCGCGAAUCCUACAAUUGGUGAUUUUUAUCCGAAAAAAGGCCCAGUUGGAGGAAGGACAAAGUUACGAAUCUUUGGCUCGAAUCUUGGUCGGCGCUAUGAGGACGUAUCAGGUGCAGUUAUUGUGGCAAAUGUUCAGUGCGCUGUUAUUCCUUCUGAGUAUCAUCCGGCGACCGAAAUCGUUUGUGAAACAGGCAAAGCGGCUAUCAAGAACAGCAAGGGUCCCAUUGUGGUACGACUGCGAGCAGAUGAUGCAAACUAUGCUGCUGUUUCAAAAUACGAUUUCGAAUACGUUGAACCAGCGGUAUCAGCUGUGAAACCAGAUAGGGGACCCAUAUCUGGAGGAACUGAUGUGACACUGUAUGGAACCGAUCUAGAUGCUGGGAGCGAGGUACACAUCUCAUUUGGUGAGGUAAACUGUAAGGUUUUAUCGCGCCAAGAAAAUCAAAUCGUUUGCCGGAUGGGUGCAGGUGAUUCACAAGGUAGUAGACAUCUGUAUAUUGAAUUUGAUGGGUCGCGUGGACGUGUUCCAUACCCCGUCACUUACAAUUUUGCGUAA
Molecule: messenger RNA, 1692 nt
Organism: Angiostrongylus costaricensis
Lineage: Eukaryota; Metazoa; Nematoda; Chromadorea; Rhabditida; Metastrongylidae
Source: the annotation of a GenBank genome assembly